CGAGUAUUUAUCUAUUUCUCCUUCUCCUACAGUCGUAGAAGAUAUGAAGAUUAAGUCACUAUAAAAAUAGCAUUAACUUACUUAUACCUAUCGUGUGAUAUAAUAUCAUCUGACAUUUCGCAAGAGUACCUAAGUGUCAUAGCUUGUUUAUCAGGACACAUGUAGAGUUAACACAGCAGUUUAAUUUUUUGCGCACACAACCUCACCAUAAUUCCAAGCAACAAGCUAAGAUUUCCUGGUAAUUUUUGUUUCCACUACGUAAAAUCCCGUAAAGCGAACUUGAUAACUAGAUACCCAGUACUUCCUCGUAAAACUUGUACGGUCGAACGAGUCUGCUGCCAUGAACAGGGUGUCAUCUGACCACUUCACGGUGUUGAAUGGGCCACCCAUUGUAAUCACCAUUGUUCUGCCCUAAUUAGGCUCGCAUUUCGCUACAGCAUAAAUAUGGACUCAAUCCAGUAUUCUGCGAAAACUGAUUACAUGGAUCGCGCCCCGUCGAUCGAGCUACCAACAUCGACAAAUAAAAUUGAAUUAAUUAAAUUUAUAUUUUUUUAAAUCUAAAGGCUGACCGCAGGUCCACCUGUUGGGUAGAGUUGUAGGUUAUCUAAGUUUUAUUAUUUUCUGCGCAACUUUCUUAAUUAUUUAUUCCCAAGGAACCUUAUACAAGGUAUUAGAAAACUGAAAAAUAAGAAAAAUGUAAUCGUUAUAGUCUUUCUGAAGGUAUAACGUGACCAAGAGAAAAUAGUUUUUUUUUAAAUAUUGAUGUUCUAAUGCGUUAUUAAACAUAUAAAACAAAGCUUUCUGGACUAUUUCCCCAUAUAUACUGUUAUUAUGUUAAAUCUCACACUGCUCCGUACACAAAAUGCGCCAAAAAAGGUGUUGUUUAAAAUAAUCAAAGAGAUAAUUUAUGCAUACCAGUUAGAUAAUUUUUGUUAUUACUUUACAUACCUAUCUUUAAGCAUGCAUGCAUAAUAAGGUCCAUCUGCAAGCUGGUUCUCGAUAACGUUUUUCUAAAACGUUACUUUUCAUUCGAAAAAAAAUGUUAAUAAUAUCCAUCUGGCUCGAUGGAAAUUUAUAAAGGCCCGCAGCGACUACGUUUACGUGCGGGUGCGUUGCAACAAUACAAUUUAAGACGAAUGAACGAACCAGGUAGAUAUUUUUUUUUAUUUCAUAAUGCCUUCGUCAGUCUGUGGAACCUCAUCGCCCAUUCACCAGUGCUGCAUUGUGAUCGCUCAGCUCUUUGUUCUAAGUGUGUGAAUAAUUUAUUUCCUCGUGUGUUUUCCUACCGCUGGCAUUCAUUCAAGGUUAUUAAAAGUAAGGCGUACAUACUGACUUAUACCUACAAGUUUUACAGAGCAUCGAACAAAACUCUUAUUACAUAUAUAGUUAGUACUUAUAGAAAAAAACUUGAACAUUUUAGCAAAGUUAAAUUGUAUUGCUCUGACUCUAAUAGGUUCGUUUUCAUUGUAUUAAUAUGUGAAGGGAAAUCUUUAUAUUAUUCUAAGUACACAUUGCGUAUAAGUCAGAUUUAUAUAUAAUAAAAGUUUAUGAAGUUUAUGUAGCCCCUUCUCAGGGGAUGAUCGUAUCUAAUGAAGCCUGUAAGUGUGUUUUAGUCAGUACUAAAGUUUUUAUAUAGAAGGAGUGCAGAAAGCUAACAUGUACCUAUUUAUUUAGAUUAAUUCCUUGGGAUAUACUCAAUUACAAAAAUACCAAUAUCAGGUGCACACUACUGUACGUUAGACACACACACAGUGAUUAAAGAUGUAUGCCAAUUAACAGAACCUCAAUAAUUACGUUCAAACUGAAAAAGGCUGAAAUACGGCCCAUAGGGGACCACUAUUACAGCAUAAAUAAAUAAUAAUUAUAUCUUUUUUAAUUAUAGAACAAGCAAUAUACAGUAAUUUUUACUGUAAAAAUAUUCAGAAUAAAUAUCUGAAUGUAGGUAGCGUCUACCAAAUAGAUGUCUCACUCUACUCUCAAUAAACAACUAUUGUUAUUAUUAAGAUGUUUGUUUUAUCUCGUGUCUGUAGUUCAGACGUCUUUAAGUGUGAUAAAAAAAGGUUUUAAGAUCAAAUGUCAAUCAACUAAGAUACAAUAUGUGUAGUGAAUGCAGCGGAGGGUUAAAACCUAUAAUUAAUUAGUGGCAUGUAUUAUUGACAACAGCCAUUAAUCUGUUUUCGCUACUAAUAAUAUGUAAUCUAAAAUUAACAUAACACAUUUUAUCUGAGCGAACUCGGCAGUUUACAGUGGACGUUUGUUACGGGCGCCUCAGUGUGUAGCGUAGGUAAAUGAGUAUUGUAUGUAUAUGCCAGUAUGUAGUUAGGUGGUGUGUUGUGUGUGUGACAGCUGCCGUGUGGCGUUAUCGGUCGUCCUUGACACACAGACACCGCGUGCAUAACGCGCCUUAUUGUCGCAGCAACCUUGCCGACCACGCGAUAACGUCGUCGCAGCCGCCGCCGCCGCCGACGCCUCCACGCCACUGCCAAAAUAUAUUUGUGAAUGAACGAGAACGUUACAUGAGCAUCACUAUUCAGACACUGCCAAUCUAAAAUAGACAGGCGUGAGUACAAAACGGACGCGUAACGAAAACUUAAUUGCGAUAACGAGAUCCACCGUUCUUUUUUGUAUUUCCGUGUUAUUCGACCUUAAUCGCUGUACGCGAUAAGGAGUCGUGUGGUGCUCAGUAUAAUGCACGGCCGUUGCAGGAUGAAAGUGGGUGGCAUCCCGGUGGCGCGACUCUCGUCGUCCGGAAAUCCAAUUCCCGGAUGCGGCUGCGCGGGGGGAUCUCGCCGGAAGCUUGGUAAACGAGCACAUCCGCUGCCGCCGCCCGCGCCGCAAAAUUUGGCACCGCGAGCGCUCGCAGCCCGCUUCCGGCCUCCGCCCCCCCGGACCCCUGGCGUCGUUCGCCCGCGAAAAUAGCGGCCAACCGCUCCGUGUACGCGGUUCAUUCAGUAUGGCCGCCUUCCAUUCAUAAAAAGGCGAGGCGCGGGCGGCGUCGCGCGGCGGGGGGGACGCGGCUCUCCCGCCGGCCCGCACCCGCUGCCGACGCCAGUGCGGAAUGUGCCAGCGAACGGAACGGUCGUUUCGUCGGAGCGUAGCGCCAGCGCUCCCGGUUUCCCUUUAAAAUGUGUAUAAGAAUAAGUGCAGUGAAUCCGCACGAGUUCGGAACGGUUACGAAAAACGCCGUCGUCGAGAUAAGGAGUAGAAAUCAACGAAGAACUUCAGCGAGGAAGUGGGGACGAUGAGGGAACAGGAAGGCGACGGCCCGGAGAGCCGUUAGCCGGACUCGAUGGAUGAGUAUGGCGGGCCGGCGGCGCCGCCCCGGCCGCCCAAGCCGGCGGCGCGCGUCCACAGGCCGACGGGCGCGCGCCAGCCCACCGUGUCGCUGCUGCGGCCGCGGCCCGAGGCCGAGCGUGAGCGCAACGCCUACGUGGAAGCCCCGCGGCGGUGCGCGCCUCACACCGGCGCGCACGCUGGCGCCGCGCACCUGCCGCUCAAGCCGGUGACGACGCAGCCGGCCGCCGCGCCCGACAAGCGGCGCGCCGGCGCCCUCCCGCCCGACUCGAUCGUGUGCGACGCCUGCGGACGUUGCCGGUGCGAGCAGUGCGCGCGCCCGCGGCCGCUGCCGUCGCGCUGGUUGUGCGGCUCGUGUCUCUGCAGCGCCGAGGCGUGCGUCGACUACGCGUCGUGCAUGUGCUGCGUGAAGGCGCUGUUCUACCACUGUGGGAGCGGCGAGGAGGAGGCGGGCGAGCCGUGUGCGUGUGGCCCGCGGCUGGCGUGCGUGGGUGCGCUGGCGCUGCCGCUGCCGUGCCUGUGCCUGUACUGGCCGCUGCGCGGGUGUGCGGCGGCGGGAGCGGCGGCGUACGCGCGCUGCCGCCGCUCCGGCUGCCGGUGCCCCGAGCCCCCGCCGCGGCUCUCCAGUAUUAUCUAGUCCAGCGUGUCGCCCGCGCCCUCCGAAGCGCCGUCGAGCGGCGCAGUCGCGUUGUACAAAUAUUUAUUGGCGAGCGGAGCUUCGGACCGCGCGGGGUGGACUCAGCGAUCGCCGCGUCCGGUUCCGGGCCGAGUGCCGAGUGGUGUGUGGUGGCACGGGGCCGACAUCGGACGAGCGCCCCGUGCUCACUGAGUGAAUCUUCUACGUGUACCUUGUAAAUAUAGUCGUAUAGUGUGAAUGUACGUGAACGUGUCGCCCGAACGUCGAAAGUCUCAAAUUUUCUUGAGACAGAUAACGUGUCAUAAGAAAACGUUAACGUUAGUAUUUUGGAUUCCUCACAAAUCCAGAGAAGAUUAAGAAAUGAGAUAUAAAAACAUACUUAUUAAGAUGUAGAUAAUUUACCAUUUAUUUAUUAACUGAAUUUGUAUUUAUUUGUAAAUAAAACGACAUUAUAUUAUAAAUACGAAUGUUUACUACA
This is a messenger RNA of Chilo suppressalis (striped riceborer), 4409 nucleotides long. Lineage: Eukaryota; Metazoa; Arthropoda; Insecta; Lepidoptera; Crambidae. The record is from the annotation of a GenBank genome assembly.